AUGCGUGGUGCGGGAUCGCGCGAAGAGAGGCACACCUCUGCUGCCGGUGGUCAGCUCAACGCAAAGCAGCUCAACAGCCACAUCUCAAAUGCUGGCAGCACUGACGCACUGCUCACGCUCUUUGAUGCCCACAGCGCGAGCUUGGACCACAUCCACGCUGCGAACCUGUGGAACAAACUGGGCAAGCAGCGCAUCGAGCGGCGGCACGAGGGGCGGCUUGAGCAGCUGGUGCAGCGCACGCUCGACCUCGUCUCCUCGUGCGAUGCGCGAGCACUGGCGAACGUCGCUCACGGUGUGGCAAAGAGCGGCCUGCAAGCGAGGGUGGUGCACCCGUUGGUCGUAGCGGCGGCGGAGGCGGCGGCCGCCGCCGAACUCGCGGCGUACUUUUCCCCGCUGCGGAGGCACGGCGAGGUCGAGGUGAUGCACGUCGCCAAGCGCGGAGGGCGCGUCGGCCAGCUCAAGGACGGCAAGAAGAUUGGCCUGCUCACCGCCCACCCCGAGCGCGCUGCCCUGCUCGCCCGCGAGGCGCAGGACGAGCAGGGCUGGCCGGUGUGA
Molecule: messenger RNA, 555 nt
Organism: Emiliania huxleyi CCMP1516
Lineage: Eukaryota; Haptophyta; Isochrysidales; Noelaerhabdaceae
Exons: 3
Coding region: 1-555 (184 amino acids)
Source: RefSeq, a predicted model, not a curated record